This is a messenger RNA of Melanaphis sacchari, 1790 nucleotides long. RefSeq names its product pickpocket protein 11-like. NCBI's taxonomy places the organism in Eukaryota, Metazoa, Arthropoda, Insecta, Hemiptera, Aphididae. The transcript is spliced from 9 exons. Gene Ontology annotation, molecular function: sodium channel activity. The record is from RefSeq and is a predicted model, not a curated record. Gene Ontology annotation, biological process: sodium ion transport. Bases 449 to 1471 code for a protein of 340 amino acids. Gene Ontology annotation, cellular component: membrane.
GUUAUGCUAAGUUAAGUAUUUAUGUCUGUUAUGUUAUCACAUGAUUAAACCGUAAACGAACGUACUUCCUCCUACGGCUCACGCUCGUAAAAAUAAAUUACCCGAUGCGACAAUAAUACGACGUACUUACUCGUCGUAAAACUGUAUACACCACACGAUGGGUACGUGUCUGCACUCAUCUUUUCCUAUAUAAUUAGCAUCGAUCGCCGUUGACCGUUGCCACCGUAAAACGCGUAUACACUGUAACCAAGCGUGUUACAAUUGGCUUAUAAAAAUGUUUUCCAUCCAUCACGAUUCAAAUAGUUAUGUAUUGUUAUUGUUUUUAUCAUCACAAUCGUCGUCGUGAUCAUAUUACCGCUUCUGCGAUUUAUCGGCGGUUUUAUAUCUCGCAUAAAUCUAAUUUGGUCGUAUCCGUCACCGUGCCGUUUCUAUUCGAUUACACCGAAAGAUGCGUCGUCGUAUCGUUGCAGUCUUCCGAAGUCAGUGGUUUCGAUGCGCCAUGAUCACGCUGGCGCUCUGUUAUGCGGCCGAAUGUGUAAUGCGCAACGAACCGUACUGGGAAACGGACGUGGCAUACUUACACUGGUCAACCGACGUGCCAGCAAUCACCGUGUGCCCUGUUGCUUCCGGUCCUUCAGCAGAUCACCUUCGACCGCCGAUGCUGAGUAACUCAAUUUUCAAUGAAGUUGACAAUACCUUAAGUAUAAAUAUAAUAAAACGGACAAACGAAUUUAAAAAAAAGGAUAGUAUCGUAUUGUGUAAAAAUAUGUUUAAAAACUGUUCAUGGAACGGAAAACCCUUCAACUGUUGCAGACAUUUUCAACCACACCGAUUCAUCAUUGAUAACCCUUGUUUUAGCAUCAAUUCUUUACAAACAAUUAACAAGAAAAAGAAUUUAGUUGUAAGCCAUUUUUCAAAACGUGGAGAGUUAAAAAUGGAAUUCAAUAAGCCAGUUGAGAUUUCACUGCACGGUUUGAUAGAGGUACGAUUUGGUGAGUUACAAAAACAAUACGUUACGAUAAAGACGGGCGAGGAAGUGGAACUGUUGUAUAUGACCCGUCAAAUCGUCGAGGACGUUUCAUUGGUAGCUUUGGGCUUGACCAAACGUGGAUGUUUGUUGCAAGACGAAAAAAAGUUAUUUCAUCACCCCGUUUACAGUAAAUCCGCUUGUUUACUAGAGUGUGCUUUGCGUCAACCCGAAGUAUACGCUAAAAAUUACACAUUAUGUGAUUGUCCUCCUACAUGUGCAGAAAUGGAAAUAAAUAACAUAUGGAAUGGAACCCAAAGAUCAGUCGAUAAUGCUACAAGAUGUAUCCUUACUAUGUCAAAACCAGCAACGGAGCGAUUGGUUAUGAAAGCAAAAAAAGAUUACAUAGAUUUAAUAGUUAUCGUUGCCUGCAUGCUACAAUUGUUCACCGGAAUAAAUUUAUUAGACAUUCCAAAAUCUAUAUUUAAAAAAAACUAUACCUGAUAUAAUAUAUGCAGGUUAUUAUAGGGUAUAGAUAGUUUUUACUGUGAUAAAGGGUACGGAUUAGAACACUUGUUAUGUGAAGAGAAUUUGUCAACUAAAACCCGGUUGUGGUCACCCAUCCGGGAACUAGCAACACCAACCGAUGCUCUAUCUCAGUACACGUCAAUGACUAAGGUCAACAACCGGGCUACACCAGGCCACAUGAAUUUUUAUGAUUGAACAUAAUUAUUAGAUAAUUUAUUAUUGUUUUCAAUUAAAUAAGCUUUUAUCGACUUGUAGACGCAUAGCUUUAUAAAAUAAAAAUAUGUUAAAACUUGAA